Molecule: messenger RNA, 939 nt
Organism: Nicotiana tabacum (common tobacco)
Lineage: Eukaryota; Viridiplantae; Streptophyta; Magnoliopsida; Solanales; Solanaceae
Product: LOB domain-containing protein 11-like
Source: RefSeq, a predicted model, not a curated record
AUGACAGUCAAAGGUGGGACAAGUCCUGCUUGUGCUGCAUGCAAAUACCAAAGAAGAAAGUGUUCUUCUGAGUGUGUGUUAGCUCCUUAUUUCCCAGCAAAUCAGCCUAAAAUGUUCCAAAACGCGCAUAGGCUCUUCGGUGUAUGCAACAUUAUGAAAAUCCUCAGGCAAUUGGAUGACGACGAUCAGAAGGCGGACGCCAUGAAAUCCAUCAUCUUUGAGUCAGACAUGUGGGAGAGAUUCCCCGUCUAUGGUUGCGUGGAAUACAUUUGUCACCUUCGUCAACAGUUACAACUCGCCCUCGAAGAACUUCAUUAUGUCUAUGCUCAACUCGCCCUCUACAGAGAACAACAACAACAACAACUAGCCUUGCAGCGCGGCGUUACUUCUGAAAUACCUUUUGUUAAUGGUAUAUCAAUGGGUCCAUUUUUCACUAGUGAAGGAGAAUGUAGUGAAGGUGGGCCAAAAACUAAUUUGUUGGGUUCUGAUUCUUUAUUUGGCCAUAAUAGUUCAAUAACAUUUGCAGCUUCAGAUCAUGUAAUAUUUGGAUUUGGAGUUCGAGAUGAUCAUCAACGAGACAUUUCACAUGAAUAUGAGUGCCUAAUUAACCCCUUCAACAAUAUUAUGGCUGAUGAUAGGCAAUCUUAUGUUGAAACCAAGGAAGCAUGUGACUCAAGCUCCGAAUCAUCUUGGAAGGAUACACAAUCUCUCGAGAAUUUGUCUCAGAAUGAGCUGAGGAAUGCAGCUGCUUGCCUCAGCCUAACCAGCAGAGUUACCUUAGAAACAAUUGCAGUAGCUUUACAGCUUUGGGGAGGUGACUUAGUACGGUCAGCGAGAGAACUGAUAUCUAUCUGUUCCCUUUAUCGUUUCUUUGACUCUGAAUUGUUGAGACAUGUCCCCGACUUAACACUUGUUGUUCUUGAGCACCUGAGGAUGUAG